UCGAUGCCUAAGUGGAGUUGCUACAGAGACAAAACUGAUCUAUCUUAAUGGUAUCCGGUUGCUAUAGUUUCUCUUCAGCUGUCCCUCUUCCAAGGUACUGAGGGAGGCGUCAGUGCGACUGUCUAAUUCAUCUGUGAAACUUUGUCCUGGGCAGAGUUCGCCUGUGCUUUUUAAAACCUCCCGAGAAUUGUCGAGAAUGGAGCGGCUUCUCCUGCGCUGUUUGCCCUCUUUGCUGAGGCCAGCCUCUCGCCAUGUCCAGCUUUUGCAGACUGUCUCUCGCUGCAGCUCCUCCUCGUCUCGGUUUAACGUGCCACCAAGCGCUACCGAGAUCGCUCGGCCGGUGGGAAUUUGCUCCAUGAUGCGCCUCCCGGUGCAGGACUCCUCAGAGGGCCUGGAUGCUGCUUUUGUUGGGGUUCCUCUUGACAUCGGCACCUCAAACCGGCCCGGUGCCAGGUUUGGACCCCGACAUAUCCGAGCUGAGUCGGCCAUGGUCAGAGCCUACAAUGGUGGCACCAGGGCAGCUCCUUUCGAAUCUCUGAUGGUGGCUGAUAUCGGUGACGUCAACGUGAAUCUUUAUGACCUGAAGGACAGCUGCAAGAUGAUCAGGAAAGCUUUCAAGAAGAUCAUGUCCACAGGCUGUAUACCUUUGACAUUGGGUGGUGAUCACACGAUAGCAUACCCCAUAUUGCAGUCAGUGGCAGAAAAAUACGGUCCAGUAGGUUUGGUUCACGUUGAUGCACACGCUGACACAAGUGAUAUUGUCCUAGGGGAGAAGAUCUGUCAUGGAACUCCCUUCAGGCGCUGUGUGGAUGAGGGACUGCUUGAUUGUAAGCGUGUGGUACAGAUUGGGCUCCGCGGUUCUACUUACGAACCAGAUGGUUAUCUUUGGAGCAAAGAACAAGGUUUUCGGGUGGUUACUGGAGAGGAUUGCUGGUUACGAUCCCUUACUCCCCUUAUGAAGGAGGUGAGGCAGCAGAUGGGGAAUGGCCCUGUGUACAUUAGUUUUGAUAUUGAUGCCCUGGAUCCCGCCUUUGCUCCUGGUACUGGAACUCCAGAGAUUGCAGGUCUUCAACCCAGUCAGGCUUUGGAAAUCAUCCGGGGUUGUCGGGGAAUGACAGUAGUCGGUUGUGACUUGGUUGAGGUUUCACCAAUAUACGAUACUUCUGGUAACACGGCUUUGACAGCUGCCAAUCUGCUCUUUGAGAUGCUCUGUGUUCUACCCAACGUUAAGUAUCACUAAGAUUUGUAUGGUGUUUAGGUUACAUUGCUAAUGUUAACUCACAUUGAUUAUCACUUGUUCUAAUAAUUUGAUAACUAACUGCUUUCUCACCCAGUGCAACUAUUAUUGAAAAAGACUUAAAUGUCUUCUAUUAAUUCAAACUUUAAAGGAUUUGGAACGUUCAGUCUUUUACUUGCAAAAACCUCAGUUACGAUUGGAUAUGCUGUGUGAGAUAAUUUGCAGACAUCUAUACAUUGCAAGACAUUUCUUGAUUACAAUGAUACUGUCUUAAUUGUUUUUAUUAAAAUUUGAAAAACCCAUCUUAAAUCAGCCUAUUAAACUACAG
Molecule: messenger RNA, 1565 nt
Organism: Hemiscyllium ocellatum (epaulette shark)
Lineage: Eukaryota; Metazoa; Chordata; Chondrichthyes; Orectolobiformes; Hemiscylliidae
Gene: agmat
Product: agmatine ureohydrolase (agmatinase)
Exons: 7
Coding region: 197-1240 (347 amino acids)
Molecular function (GO): metal ion binding; agmatinase activity
Source: RefSeq, a predicted model, not a curated record